Molecule: messenger RNA, 2207 nt
Organism: Salmo salar (Atlantic salmon)
Lineage: Eukaryota; Metazoa; Chordata; Actinopteri; Salmoniformes; Salmonidae
Gene: tmub2
Product: transmembrane and ubiquitin-like domain containing 2
Biological process (GO): ERAD pathway
Molecular function (GO): protein binding
Source: RefSeq, marked provisional
CGCGCUGGUGGCGUAACGUCAUCUGUGUUUAUGUGGCCCUCUACUCCAGUUUUAUUAUCGGGGCUGUGGCUAAAUUAGCAUGGUAGCAUGUCGUCAAACAUGAUUUGACUACAUAGCAGACACUAAGGACAGAGAUGGCGGUGUGUGCACUGACAAUGGAUGGGAUGGGAGGCGAGGUGGCUGCAGUAAGCGGUGUGUUACUCCUGGUCUUGGCCUUGGUCCUGGCUUGGCUCUCCACGCAAGUGGAAGAUCGGGGAGACCACAUCCUGAGCACCAUACUUACAGUCGGGGCCCACGCCUCUCUAAUCGGGCUGGGGGCCCAUGACAGUUACAGUGGAGGGCCACCCAGUGCAGACACCCCAGAGCAGCAAACACCUCCACCCUCCCAGGAGAACAAGCCAGAGGAGGGGGAGCCUGGGUCUGAGAGGGAAGAUGGUGAGGGAACAGGAGAGGGGACUGCAGGGGCUGGAGUGGACCUGCUGUUGAAUAUCCAGGGGAAGAAACCUCAGACAUACCAGCCUGAUGAUGAUGAUGAUGAAGAUGAUGAGGAAGAGGAUGACUAUGAGGAAGAAGAGAAGGUUCAGAAGCUGAGCCCAGUGGUCUCCUGCACCAGCAUCACGGUUCGUUUGAAGUUCCUGAAUGACACAGAAGAGGUGGCAGUCCUGAGUCCCCAGGAUACAGUGGGUCUACUGAAGAGUAAGUACUUCUCGGGGCGGGAGCGUCAGAUCAAGUUGAUCUACCAGGGCCAGCUGCUUCAGGAUCCCAAACGGACUCUGCUCUCCCUCAACAUCUCUCACAACAGUGUGAUCCACUGCCACGUGUCCCAGGUGCUGCGGGAGGCCAGCCCAGAGGAGGCAGCUCGCUCUGGGGCUAGUGGGGGAAUCAGGGCUGCAGGCCUGGCUCUGAGCACCAGCAGCCUGGUGGUGCCUGUGUUUGUGGUGAUGUUAGCCGUGGUCUGGUACUUCCGCAUCAACUACCGUCAGUUCUUCACCGCCCCUGCUACCAUCUCCCUGGUGGGAGUCACUGUGUUCUUCAGCUUCCUCAUCUUUGGAAUGCACAGCCGGUGAGCGGGAGAGGAGGCAGGAUGGAAGGUCCCUCAUCUGGGCAGGAGAAUGAGAAGGAAUAACAACUGUGUCAGGAGGAUGAAUGGAGUCAGGGGGCCUCUGCCUCAGACACCAUAGAGCUCAACUGGAAUCCUUAGAGUGGGUGUGUUUGUGCAUGCACCAGCAAAUAGCAUAAUGUGAGAUUGAUUGUAUGUGCAGAGAUUCAAGUUAUCUGGAAUGUGUGUUUGUUAGUAUGAAGCAGAGAUAAUACUGAGCUGUAAUUUUGCUUCUCAGAAAAACAUUGAGUGGGCCCAGCUCCUGUUGGUCCUUAUAGGGCAGAACCAUCAGCAUCACACCCAGGACCACAGGCUGCUUGGUCCACUGUGUCAGCAAUAUCUUCUGGCCAGUUUGGCUUCACAUAGCCUGUUCGUCAUUAUAUACAUGUUAACGUUCCAGAAAUGUUUUGUCUUUUUGUAGUACGUGUUUGAACGAGCAAUUCAUUUCCUCAUUUGCAACGGAAACAAAAUUAAGAUUAUACAACUAAAGACUUGACUCUAGAGCAACUUUGAAACCACUUGCCAUGUAUGGAGUGCUGGUUAUAUUUCUACUUUCUUUCCAGUUCUUUGGGAAUGAGCUUUCACCUUAGUUAUUGUGGACUGUAACAACUGCCUUAUUGCAAGGCAAAACAGUUUAAGGAUUUUUGUUGCUUGAAUUACUCUACGUUAAUAUCUUUUAUUUUAAACCAUAUAAGUUAAUGCAUGAAAAUAAGCAACAUGUUUGGUUUAGAAAAUACUGUAAAUAUGUAUUUACUGUACAUAGAAUGAAUGGGAUAAAACCACAUCGGACACAUCAGGAUUUCUGUUGGGGAAUGUGACACAGAUGACAGGGAAAAUCUCUUUAUCCCGAUUGUUUUCCUCUGGCUUCAGUGCUGUGAUUCAGAUUUAAAGACAUUCAAACCAAUCAGUCCCUGUGUAAAGAGGGAGUAUGUCUGAUAUUGGACAAAAUGACAGAACGCAAGAAAUCUGAAUGGCACUUGAUUUUACUCAGACAAAGAAACUUCUGUACACAUGGGGAACUGGGAUAUAAAGAGAACCUAGCUGUGCAUCACAUUAAAAUACAAUUGACAUAUUUGCACAUGCGCACACACACACGUGCAUGAAAAAA